Arctia plantaginis is the source of this 450-nucleotide messenger RNA. The record is from the annotation of a GenBank genome assembly. Lineage: Eukaryota; Metazoa; Arthropoda; Insecta; Lepidoptera; Erebidae.
AUGGAAGCUUUAUUUGCGCUCCCGUUUACAGUACUCGAAAUUCCUAACAUUAAGAUAAAAAAACCGACAUGGCUGCAACCUCCGUCCGCUAUGACCACAUUCUCAUUGGUGCUAUUAUCAUACUUUUUGGUCACCGGAGGAAUUAUAUACGACGUGAUUGUGGAGCCGCCUAGUGUGGGUUCGACAACCGACGAACAUGGACACAGUAGGCCGGUUGCAUUUAUGCCAAAUCGUGUAAAUGGGCAAUAUAUCAUGGAAGGAUUGGCUUCGAGCUUCCUGUUCUCACUCGGAGGUGUAGGUUUCAUCAUUAUGGAUCGUACACAUAACCCUUCUACACCUAAACUGAACAGAAUCUUACUCAUAUCAGUAGCUUUUCUUUGUAUAAUUGUAUCUUUCUUUACAACUUGGAUAUUUAUGAGAAUGAAAUUGCCAGGAUAUCUCCAGAAUUGA